Molecule: messenger RNA, 792 nt
Organism: Talaromyces marneffei
Lineage: Eukaryota; Fungi; Ascomycota; Eurotiomycetes; Eurotiales; Trichocomaceae
Exons: 5
Coding region: 1-792 (263 amino acids)
Source: RefSeq, a predicted model, not a curated record
AUGGCCCCAAAACGCAAACGAACCACCAACCCCGAAGACAACAGCGACGAAGACACCAACACAGCUCGAGAAUCAAAACGCUUCACCUGGCUCAAACCACAAGUGAGAAACGUCUCAAAACACACUAUCAAAUCGAAAUGGUCCUCUCUGCCAGAACCCGUGCAAAACAAAGUUCGGGAAUUAUUCAGAUCGUUGGAACGGCCCGUUAUUGUGCGACAGCGCGAUGAGAAGAAGAGGAUUGAGGCGCAGGUUGCGCUGGGGGGCGUUGUGAAGACGUUGGAGCGACGACUCCCUCGCAUGCCCUUCCCACCGCUUACAAAAGAUGCUGGUUUUGAUCAUGAAUCUGUGCUGAAUGAGCAUCGAGUACUAGAGACACAAUUAUCCACAACAAGGAACACAAUCGACCUCCUAAAAUUAGAAAUCGAGCGUGAAGAAGCCCUUUUGGCCAAGGAAACGAAAUACGUCGAAGAAAUGGAAAAGAAUGCAAAAAAGGCGGAGGUUGAGCGCAAGCGACAGAUGAAGAAUGAACACCCAGUUCUACGACAUAUCGAUGCACACUCUGGAGAUGCAAAUGGAUCAUCAUCUUCGGUGCCGUUUGUGGUUCUUGAUCGGUCAAAGGAGCAGACUGCUCUUUGCGAGAUGGAACCCCAUCGCGAAAUUCAGUCGAUAGUAAUGCAAUUGAAUGGGCAUCUCAAUUCAAUGCAGACCAAUAUUGCGCCGUUUGUCGCAUUGAGAGAGGCUAUUACUGAGGCACAGGCGGCUUUGGAUUUUUUGCCCCUUCCGCCGGAUUGA